AUGGGAUUUUCAGCCGUGGGUGCUGACCCCAUCAGCUCCUGCAAGGCCCGUGGCUUGUGCGGGGCCGUGCUUCCGCAGAUGCAGCUGAAGUGCAAAGGCAGCGAGUCGGAUGCUUCACAGUGUCAACAAAGGGUGGGCGCUGAUGUUUUCUGCAGCGCGGAAGAAAACGUCGUCCUUGAUUGCAAGGGGCGCAGGCUGGAGCCUUUGCCUUUUUCGGCGCUUGCUGCAGUAGCUGCAGCAAGCCCACCUGUUGUUCGAUUGGUGUUGCCGCCGCCUCGUGGCAAACGUCAGCAGAGGCAUGCGGUCUUCUUGUGA
Molecule: messenger RNA, 315 nt
Organism: Effrenium voratum
Lineage: Eukaryota; Dinophyceae; Suessiales; Symbiodiniaceae
Source: the annotation of a GenBank genome assembly